GUGGCACGUCCAUCAUUCUUCCGAUUAAUCGAAACACUUUUCGGCGCCUUCUCAAGAGAGUUUUCUGUUUUUAUCUAUUUUUACAAAAUGCACGCUUUUCUAAAAACCGGAAAGACUACAGGACUCCCCAAAGUUCCCAGUGAAGCUUCAACAAGUGCUGGAAAAGAGCGAAAAGUAGUUCCACGGCCAUGGGUUGAGAAAUAUCGCCCCAGAACUGUGGAUGAUGUGGUGGAACAGGGAGAAGUUGUGGCUGUACUUAAGCAAUCUCUGGAGAGUUGUGAAUUGCCAAAUUUGCUUCUCUAUGGCCCUCCCGGAACGGGAAAGACAAGUACGAUCCUUGCAGCUGCUCGUCAACUUUUUGGAGAUCUCUCCAAAGAUCGCAUCCUGGAGCUCAAUGCAUCGGAUGAGCGUGGAAUAGCUGUUAUCAGGACAAAAGUGAAGAAUUUCGCUCAACUAACUUGCAGCUCUGUGCGGCCAGAUGGGAAACCUUGUUCUCCCUUCAAGAUUAUCAUUCUAGAUGAAGCAGAUUCCAUGACUCAUGCUGCUCAGGCAGCUCUCCGUCGGACAAUGGAGAAGGAGAGUUCUACAACGAGAUUCUGUCUGGUCUGCAACUAUGUGUCCAGGAUCAUCGAACCAAUCACUUCCCGAUGCACAAAAUUCCGGUUUAAGUCUUUAGGUCAUGAUAAGAUUGUGGAACGCUUGAAGUUUAUCUGCCAGGAGGAGAAAGUGAAGGUUGAUGAUGAUGCUCUGGAAGUGAUUAUUGAGUGUUCCGGAGGUGAUCUCCGGCGAGCCAUAACAGUUCUUCAGUCCAGUCAUCGGCUCUUUGGCACUUCAGAGGAGAGUAUUACCAAGGAACAUGUCCUGGAGAUCUCUGGAAUUAUUCCACAGCAAUUCUUGGAGGAGUUUCUGGAUAUCUGUCGCUCCCAGGACUACUCCAAAUUGGAGAAGUAUGUGGAGAAUCUCUCUUUUGAGGCUUACAGUGUUGGGCAACUCCUUGAGCAACUCAAUGAUUUUGUCAUCAAUCACAGAGAGCUCAGUAACAAGCAGAAAUGCAUCCUGGGAGAAAAGAUUGCAGAAUGUUCCUUCCGGAUGCUCAAUGGAGCUCUGGAAUACCUCCAAAUCAUGGAUCUGGGUUGUACAGCCAUUUUGGCAUUCAAAAAUAAUCCCUGAAUUGUCAAUAAAAUGUUUUUAUUUGCCAAAAAAAAAU
Messenger RNA from Phlebotomus papatasi, 1207 nucleotides. RefSeq names its product replication factor C subunit 4. The transcript is spliced from 3 exons. Gene Ontology annotation, biological process: DNA-templated DNA replication; DNA repair. NCBI's taxonomy places the organism in Eukaryota, Metazoa, Arthropoda, Insecta, Diptera, Psychodidae. Gene Ontology annotation, cellular component: DNA replication factor C complex; nucleus. The coding region runs from base 88 to 1170 and encodes 360 amino acids. Gene Ontology annotation, molecular function: DNA clamp loader activity; ATP binding; ATP hydrolysis activity. The record is from RefSeq and is a predicted model, not a curated record.